AUGGUAGGGAUACUUAAACAUUGUGUUUUUGCAGUUGAUCAGGAUUUGUUAGGGUUGUCAGUGAGUUCUAUUGAUGAAGCAUAUGAGGUUUAUAAUGAUUAUGCUUUCAAGCUAGGUUUUAGUGUGAGGAGGGGUUGUUGUGCAUUUGUUCAAUUUGAUUUAGAUAGAAAUGGGAUGUGCAUUGUGUCAAAUCACGAGAAGCUUCAUAAUCAUGAGUUGGUUCCACCGACCAAGAGUUAUCUUCUACGGUCACAUAGAUCAGUGUCUAUAAAUCAUCUUUCCUACCUAAAGGAUUUGAAGAAGAGCGGUGUUUCUGUGGCGGAUGGUUUAAGGUUUCUUAAAACACGAUCAGAGGGGUCACCACUUGUUGGUUUUACAAACAGGGAUGCAUAUAACUCAUUGUGCACUGAUGUAUUGAACAAAUUGGAUGGAAUCGACUCAAACACAUUAAUUGAAAUAUUUAGACGAAGGCAGUCAAGUGAAAAGGAUUUUUUCUUUGAUUUUGAAGUGGAUGAUGAGUCUAGGUCAUUUUUAAGAUCAAUCAAUGGGAAAAGUCCCCAAAGCAUAAUGACUGAUCAAUGCGCUGCUAUGGCUGCUGCUAUUUCCCAAGUUUUUUCAAGGUCAAGAGAUCGCCUAUGUAUAUGGCAUAUUGGUGAGAAUUCAAAGAAGCACAUCAAUGGAUUAAGAAGUCAAAAAGAUUUUCUAGACAUAUUCAAUUGUUUGUUGAAACAUAUCGAUACAAAGGCAGAGUUUGAGCUUUAUUGGACAAGAGAAAAAUGGUGCCCUGCAUUUAACAAAGAUUAUUUUUCUGGUGGUAUUUUAUCUUCACAAAGGAGUGAAACCACAAAUCACUCUAUUUCUAGAAGAUUAUCCAAGACUGCUGGACUAUGUGAUUUCUAUAGCUCUUUUGUUGGUGUUGUUUCGGAGUGGAGGAAUAGAGAGAAUGGGGAAGAUGUCCGGUGUUCCCAAGGUGUACCUACAAUGGUUAUGGAUCACAUUAAGAUUCUUUCACAUGCCAGGGAUAUUUAUACCAUUGAGAUAUAUUACUUGUUCGAAGAUUGCAAGUUGUUCACUGAAACCGAGAUCCUAUGUUGUCACUGUUUACGCAUUUUAAACGUGCAUUGUGUGUCUGAAGUUCCCAAGAAAUAUAUUCUGAACAGAUGGACUAAAAAAGUUUUGGAAGUCGAGAAUAGAUCACUAAGAAAUUUCAGAAGUUGGUUGUUUAUUGCCAAGAAAACAGUGAUGGAUGGAAAAUUUUCUCAAGUUGAAUAUGUUAUUUCUAAUAUUGCUGGGAAUUUGUAUCUUGUGCAUCCAAGGUUGAUUUGUGAGUAG
Ipomoea triloba (trilobed morning glory) is the source of this 1332-nucleotide messenger RNA. RefSeq names its product protein FAR1-RELATED SEQUENCE 6-like. The coding region runs from base 1 to 1332 and encodes 443 amino acids. The record is from RefSeq and is a predicted model, not a curated record. The transcript is spliced from 8 exons. NCBI's taxonomy places the organism in Eukaryota, Viridiplantae, Streptophyta, Magnoliopsida, Solanales, Convolvulaceae. Gene Ontology annotation, biological process: regulation of DNA-templated transcription.